AUGGAGGGUAUCAAACAAACAUUUACACAAUGCAAAGAAGGAAAUCGGCCUACCUUUGUAACCUUUGUUAGAGCUGGAUUUCCUACAGUUGAAGAGGCAGUAGACAUUACAUUGGGAUUGGAGGCUGGGGGUGCAGGUAUGAAAUACAGUUUUCCUUUCACGGACCCCUUCGCGGAUGGGCCUACGAUUCAGACCGCAAAUACCGUUCAGUCCACCCUAGGGAUGGUAACAGAAGCUCAGCAAACAGGUCUUAGAGCGCCGGUGCUAUUAAUGGGUUAUUACAACACACUUUUGAGCCAUGGCGAGGAGCAAUUGCCGAAUGACUGUCGUGCGACUGGUGUAAAUGGCUUAAUUGUGAUAGAUCUUCCUCCGCACAAGGCUGUGAAAUUCAGGAAUCUUUUUGCGGACUCAUUCGUCUACAUCGUAUCGCGUAUGGGUGUCACGGGUGCAACAGGUACUCUAAAUGCCGAUCUACCCCAGCUAUUGAAACGGACCAAGCAAUACAAUGGCAAUGUCCCAAUAGCAGUUGGUUUUGGUGUCAGCACACGAGAUCACUUCUUGAGUGUAGCCAGCAUAGCAGAUGGUGUUGUUAUCAGCAGUCGAAUUAUCACAACCUUGACCGAGGCGGCUCCUGGAGAUCGGUCCAAACCUGCGGAGGAAUACUGUGCUGGGGUAUGGGGAAGGAGAAAUUUCCUACAAUGUCGAACCACUCGAGGAGUUGGUACUAAUACUCCCGUGCAUGUGAAUGGUACCACUUAUUCAAAGGGCAGCCAGUCAGGAUUGCUUGAUGAACAGGAGGCAAUUAAUUCUGAAGGAGAAGAUCCAAAAGUCUUUCCUGCAGUAUUUGGUGAAUUUGGGGGCUCGGAUUCCCCAGAAUUACUAAUGAGUUGCCUAUCAGAACUGGAGGCAGGUUUUGAAAAACUUACGAACGAUCCCGAGCCUGGGCAUCUUCAUGUCGUGGGUCGCCUUACUGAACAGGUUGGCGGAGCCACUAUUUGGUUGAAGCGUGAGGAUCUGAACCAUACUGGAAGUCAUAAAAUUAACAACGUUCUGGGAAAGGUUCUUCUGGCUCGCCGGCUGGGUAAGACUGAAAUUAUUACUCAGACUCGGGCUGGCAUGCAUGGUGAAGCAACUGCCACAGUCUGCGCUAGAUUCAACAUGAAGUGCACCGUCUUGAUGGGAGCAGAAGAUAUCAGGAGACAAGCACUGAACGGAUUCACGAUCAAAUUACUUGGUGCUGAGGCCAUUCCUGUCGAGGCAGGCUCAAAAACGCUUAGAGACGCCGUCGACGAAAGUUUUCGAGUUGUUGUUGCGAAGGUGGACACUGCAUAUCAUAUUCUCGGUUCAGCUAUUGGCCCACACCCCUUUCCUACGAUCGCGCGCACUUUCCAGACUGUCAUUGGAGAUCAGACGAAGACACAAAUGCUGGAACAACGAAAUAAACCACCGGAUGCGGUUGUUGCCUGCAUUGGUAGGGCAAGUAAUCACUCAGGAAUGUUUUAUCCGUUUAUUAAUGAUCCAAGUGUGAAGCUUCUGGGAGUUGAAGCAGGGGAUGACGGCCUUGAGACGAAGAAACAUGCCGCUACUCUAAUUGGAGGCACUAAGGGGCAUGGACAGAUACAAGGUACCCAUUCCAUCUCAGCUGGUCUGAGCUAUGCUGGGGCCGGUGACAAGGACGUGGAGAGGGUGGCGGAUGAACUGCCUAGGCUUGGACCUGAAGUUGGGUGGGAAUUGAGGUUCUAA
This is a messenger RNA of Aspergillus pseudotamarii, 1743 nucleotides long. Its product is annotated as tryptophan synthase beta subunit-like PLP-dependent enzyme. The transcript has 10 exons. NCBI's taxonomy places the organism in Eukaryota, Fungi, Ascomycota, Eurotiomycetes, Eurotiales, Aspergillaceae. Bases 1 to 1743 code for a protein of 580 amino acids. Gene Ontology annotation, biological process: L-tryptophan biosynthetic process. Gene Ontology annotation, molecular function: tryptophan synthase activity. Gene Ontology annotation, cellular component: cytoplasm. The record is from RefSeq and is a predicted model, not a curated record.